Messenger RNA from Bipolaris victoriae FI3, 546 nucleotides. RefSeq lists its product as hypothetical. The coding region runs from base 1 to 546 and encodes 181 amino acids. NCBI's taxonomy places the organism in Eukaryota, Fungi, Ascomycota, Dothideomycetes, Pleosporales, Pleosporaceae. The transcript has 3 exons. The record is from RefSeq and is a predicted model, not a curated record.
AUGUUGCUCACUGUGUUUCCUUUGUUUUUCUCUAUCAGUAUCAACAUUGUAUCUGCCGCACAUGCUGGCUUUUACGUCCAGUAUCCAUGGGCGUCUCGCCGUCCGUAUCCUGAGACCCGAUCUGGACUGGAAGAUUUCAAGACUUUCUGCGAAGGUGAUAUCAUACGCAACCCUCAGCAGUACCCCGCUCGAUCGCGGGGUUUUCUCUCAUUCUCUGGUCAUCCCGGGGACCUUGUCACUGCUCUCUAUACUACGAAAAGAGUACCAAAGAGGAGAGAUGAUUUCAUGCAAGUUAUCUUUCAGGAUGUGCCUAUCUGGCUCUCCGGGCAGUUAUGUGUGAAUGUUACGAUACCGUUUCAGACUAUUCUCAACGAGAUAGGAGUUAUGUAUCUUGAGGGGCGGGACCCAAAAACGGGAAACGUAAAAUACUCUUGCAUAGAUGUCCAGAUGAUGGAUAUAGAAGCUCUUCCUGAGGAGCAUCCAGCUAUGUGCGCGGCUAACAAUGAAACGCUUAUCCCAAUGCCUGAUGAGUUUUUACGAAUGUAG